GCGGCUCCAAAACAAAUAGAACAGCAUGUAUACUCUGAUAUUUUGUUAACAAACUGUUUUUUGCUGGAUACAAUUUGUAUUCUACUCCCAAAAAAGAAUAUUUGAAAACGCACUCAUUGGAUCCUAUGAGAAAUUUUACAUGUAAUGACAUUGUCUCACCGUGAGCUUCACCGUCUUUGACUCGCGUCACUUUUAGUGCUAGAAUUGAAUAUAUAUCAAAAUAAAAAAAAAGCAUAUCAAAAUGUCAGGUGAGAUUUGCACGCCAGGGAUGCGCAUUUGCGCCCUGGGAGAAAAAUUACUUUCGGGUCCUGGAACUUACGUCUUGCAGGGUUACAUUUACGCUAGUCUGACGGGUGUUAUGCACAUUAUCAAGCAGGACGAUGGCAAGAAAUCUCUGGUAGAAGUGCGCCGUUCACUGGGUCGUCUUUCUGUGCCUUCUCCAGGUGCAGUAGUUACGUGCAAAGUAACAGCAAUUAACCAACGAUAUGCUAAAGUUGCGAUCUUGUGCAUCGAGGAAGCCGAGCUAAAAGAACCAUUCCGAGGGGUUAUACGCAAGGAAGACGUAAGGGCUUUUGAAAAGGAUAAGGUCGAAAUCAUUAAAUCGUUCCACCCAGGCGACAUUGUGCUUGCUAAGGUACUGACAAUGGGUGAUGCAAUGAGCUAUAUCUUGACAACGGCUGAAAACGAACUUGGAGUUGUUAUCGCGUUAGCUGAAUCAUCGGGAAUGCCGAUGGUACCUAUAAGUUGGACGGAGAUGCAGUGCCCUAAGAGUCUGGAGAAAGAAUAUCGUAAGGUAGCGAAGAUCGUGCCCACCGUUAAAGAAAUCUAGAUUAGAUUGAUUAACAAAUAAAUAAAGCAAAAUCAAGGUUUUCCGAUGGCUUGGGAUUUAGGCAGUGAUAUUCUAUCGAAUAUCUUUGAAUGAUGCGGUGUAUUCUAUCCGUCAAUCCUCCAGUAUUGUCAAGUGUUUUGUUUUUCCAUUAAAUAUACGUCGAGUAAAAGUAACGUCAUUUUUGUGUAAAUAUGGACUAGUGCCAUCAAAUUACUAUGUAGAAAUUUUAAAUUGAUAUUGAAUUUAUGUUGCUAGAUUAAUAUGAUAAUAAGAUGUAAACAUCACAGAUUCCAGAUUUUGUAAUGAAAUAAAACAGACAAUUGGUGCAAGCUGUUGUCUAAAGUUAUUAGAAGUUCAUUUUCAUUGCUGAAUAACCUUAGGAUCAAAAAAGGUAAUCGACUAUUAGAUUUUCAUUACAAAAACAUGUCAUCAUUUAGCAAAAAUUGACAAACCAAAAAAAUAAGUUUUCCAAUUUCCUAAAAUCCGAUGCAUUAACGGAAUAACUUCAAUGAAGUAAAAAAAAAUUAUUACGGCAUUCAAAUAGGAAAGCGGAAUAAUUUUAGCAGAUUAAGCAAUCACGUUUAGAACAGGAUAAUAGAAUAACUGCACCAAAUUAAUAAAUUGGCUGGCUUAAAAAAAUAUGAAUACUUUAACGGAAGAGUUGUAACAGGAAUUAACGAUUUUAGGAGAGCUGCAACCGGACGUUUGUUACGAAGGUAUAUAGGCCACCGUUUAGAUUUGCUAUAUAACAAUACCUUAUGUUAAGAGCUAUAUGCAAUACGAGUCAAAUAUUGUAACAAGCUGACAAGUACAACGUAACGAUAAAGUUGUUAGAGUAUUUCAAUGGGAAAACAAGAAACUUGGAGCAAGAAAACUACAGUGAAAUGCAUGUUGCGAAUAAAUUGACUGAAUCAGCAAAAUAGAAUUAUUGUAAUAGUAUAGCAACCAGAUAACGGAACUGGUGUUGCAGAACUUCAAAUAAGUUUCAAUGAGCUAACUGCAGGGCGACAAUCAAGCUAUAGUUUAUGCUUUGCUAGGCGUAGCGUGAAUCAUCUUUUAUCCGUUGGUAGCAUAUGUUUAUCUAUAGGGUCAGUCUUUGAAAUAAUCCCUUUGAAGUUCGUUUUUGUUGAAAAUCUGUUAUACAUGCCCUCUAUAGACUUUUCUAUACACUUUUUAUAUAUACUUUUUUACAACUUUAUACCUGACAUAAACUUUAUUUGAAUAAGAUUAAAAAGAAUUCCUCUGACCAACUGUUUAUGUAGUAAAGAUAUUUUGCUGUCCUUAUACAUAGGUGGUAUCUUUAAGUGAAAAUAGUGAAAACUCCUUGGUUCGUAUCGGUUUA
Molecule: messenger RNA, 2171 nt
Organism: Varroa destructor (honeybee mite)
Lineage: Eukaryota; Metazoa; Arthropoda; Arachnida; Mesostigmata; Varroidae
Gene: Csl4
Product: exosome component 1 Csl4
Biological process (GO): RNA processing
Cellular component (GO): cytoplasm; nuclear exosome (RNase complex)
Molecular function (GO): RNA binding
Source: RefSeq, a predicted model, not a curated record